Messenger RNA from Strongylus vulgaris, 342 nucleotides. The record is from the annotation of a GenBank genome assembly. Lineage: Eukaryota; Metazoa; Nematoda; Chromadorea; Rhabditida; Strongylidae.
AUGCUUGUUGUAUGGGCAGCUAUCAAAACUCGAGAAUUUUCUCGAACUUUCAUUUUUCUCAUGAUAAUCACUAUCAUGAUAAUCGACACUGCCGCAUACUGCACUGUCAUUAUACACGAUGUGCCAAGCUACGCUCUCAACAUUGAUUUCUUAGCUAACGAAAUGUACUAUGUUUCGGUGCUUAUUCAAUGCUUGCAAUGGUUCACCCAACUACUUUUCCUGCCAGUAUUCUCUAUUGUUCACUUUAUGGCCAUCUUUUCUCCUAUGACAUUUCGAACCCUCUCUCAAAAACAUUUCUUGGUAGCAAACAUUGCUGUUUUAACUCUAGGCUUGCUGCUAACA